Messenger RNA from Pteropus alecto (black flying fox), 5069 nucleotides. RefSeq names its product sphingomyelin phosphodiesterase 3 (gene SMPD3). NCBI's taxonomy places the organism in Eukaryota, Metazoa, Chordata, Mammalia, Chiroptera, Pteropodidae. Gene Ontology annotation, biological process: sphingomyelin metabolic process. The record is from RefSeq and is a predicted model, not a curated record. Gene Ontology annotation, cellular component: cytoplasm; extracellular region. The transcript has 8 exons. Gene Ontology annotation, molecular function: sphingomyelin phosphodiesterase activity. Bases 260 to 2464 code for a protein of 734 amino acids.
CCCCUCUUCAGACGGAAGGAAAAGAAGGACCCAGCAACUCCCCUCAGGUUCUUCUGCAGGCCUCGGUGGCCCAGCAUGGCCCACUGCGGUGAACCAUGACUGGCUGGCCAACACUCACCACUGACCAUCCAGAGUCGCAUCUCACCAGGAGGUGACCCCUCCGCCAGCUGCCCCCCACUCAACCGCCCCACCCAGGAAAGUGCCCGGGCUGCCACGGACACCAUGUAGUAGGGCCGGCUGCGGCGCCCCGUGAGCUGCGAUGGUUUUGUACACAACCCCCUUUCCCAGUAGCUGUCUGUCCGCCCUGCACACUGUGUCCUGGGCCCUCAUCUUCCCAUGCUACUGGCUGCUGGACCGGCUCUUGGCCUUGUUCAUCCCUGACCCCUGCCAGAAAUACCAGCUGCUCUGCAUCGUGCUCUUCACGCCCAUCUACCUGGGCUUCCUGGUCACCUCACUGCCCUUCGCGUUUCUCGGGUUCCUCCUCUGGUUCCCCCUGCAGUCUGCCCGCAGGCCGUACGUCUACUCCCGGCUGGAGGACAAGGGCCCAGCUGGCGGGGCAGCCCUGCUGAGUGAAUGGAAGGGUACAGGUCCUGGCAAAAGCUUCUGCUUUGCCACUGCCAACGUCUGCCUCCUCCCCGACUCACUGGCCAGGCUCAACAAUGUUUUUAACACCCAAGCACGGGCCAAAGAGAUUGGGCAGAGAAUCCGCAAUGGGGCCAGUCGGCCCCAGAUCAAAAUCUACAUCGAUUCGCCCACCAAUACCUCCAUCAGCGCAGCCAGCUUCAGCAGCCUGGUGUCACCACAGGGCAGCGAUGGCAUGGCCCGGGCCAUCCCUGGCAGCAUUAAGAGGACGGCCUCUGUGGAAUACAAGGGCAAUGGUGGGCGUCACCCCAGUGAUGAGGCAGCCAAUGGCCCAGCCUCCAGUGACCCAGCUGACUGCAGUAGCCUUGAGCAUGCCUGCAUCGUGCGCAUCAGUGGCGAUGAGGGGGGCCGGCUCCCUGAAGCUGACGACCCUGCCACUGGGGGCCAGGCCAGGAAUGGGGCUGGCGGGGGCCCACGGGGCCAGACACCCAACCACAGUCAGCGGGAUGGGGACUCAGGGAGCCUGGGCAGCCCCUCUGCCUCCAGGGAGUCCCUGGUGAAGGCGAAAGCUGGGUUGGAUGGCAGCAGUGGGGACCCAGGCGCCACCUACAGCAAGGCCCCGCACAAGGCCUCGGUGGUGAAGAAGGCAGCGGCACGCAAGAGGCGGCACCCAGAUGAGGCCUUUGACCAUGAGAUCUCAGCUUUCUUCCCUGCCAACCUGGACUUCCUGUGUCUGCAGGAGGUGUUCGACAAGCGGGCGGCCACCAAGUUGAAAGACCAGCUGCACGGCUACUUCGAGUACAUCCUGUACGAUGUCGGGGUCUACGGCUGCCAAGGCCGCUGCAGCUUCAAGUGUCUCAACAGCGGCCUCUUCUUUGCCAGCCGCUACCCCAUCAUGGAUGUGGCCUAUCACUGUUACACCAACGGGAAGGGCACCGACAGCCUGGCUUCUAAGGGAGCGCUGUUUCUCAAGGUACAGGUGGGGAGCACACUUCAAGACCAAAGAAUUGUCGGGUACAUCACCUGCACACACCUGCACGCCCUGGAAGAUGACAGCGCCGUUCGGUGUGGGCAGCUGGACAUGCUUCAGGACUGGCUGGCUGAUUUCCGAAAAUCUACCUCCUCGUCCAGCACAGCCAACCCCGAGGAGCUGGUGGCAUUUGACAUCGUCUGUGGAGAUUUGAAUUUUGACAACUGCUCCUCUGAUGACAAGCUGGAGCAGCAGCACUCCCUGUUUACACGCUACAAGGACCCCUGCCGCCUGGGGCCAGGGGAGGAGAAGCCAUGGGCAAUUGGUACCCUGCUGGACAAGGAUGGUCUAAACGAUGAGGACGUGAGCACCCCUGACAAUCUGCAGAAGGUGUUGGAGAGCGAGGAGGGCCGCAGGGAGUACCUCGCCUUCCCCGCCAGCAAGAGCCCGGGGGCAUGCCAGAAGGGACGUAAGGAUGUGCUGAAGGGCAACGGCAGGCGCAUCGACUACAUGCUGUACGCGGAGGAGGGGCUGUGCCUGGACUGGAAGGCCGUGAGUCUGGGGCUGGGUCGGGCUGUAGGUAGGGGAACCUGUGCCUUGCACCCCUCACCAACACUGAGCUCUCCUCUGAAAAUGAGACCUGCCACUCCUGGAGACCUUCGGGGUCCUCAGGAUCCUUCCAGCCCUCUGCCCUCAGGAAAACCAGGCCAGCCCCGCCUAGAGGCCCCACCCCUGUCCUCCAGGCCCCUCCUCUGCAGGGGGCCCUUUGGGUCUAAUCCGGAUGCUUCUCUCCCCCACCCCCAACCCCAGGAGGUAGAAGAAUUCAGUUUUAUCACCCAGCUGUCCGGCCUGACGGACCACCUCCCAGUGGCCAUGCGGCUGAUGGUGUCUACGGGGGAGGAGGAGGCAUAGACCAGCCGAGUCAUCACAGCAGCCCGGCCUCUGUUAGCCCUUUGAGCCGCAGCCCGUCCUUGGCCAUGUCCCCUCCAGCAGCGGGGCCCAGGAGGAAGGCAGGGGCCCAGGAUGAGCUGGAACCAACACUGCCCUGUACCUCUGGGCACUUACCAUAGACAGAGGAGUCAGGCAAGCCCGGGGAGGCCCCGGCUGCCCAACCAGUGCCAUUCUUUCAAGACGUAAUUUUCUACAAAAUCUACAGCACAACCUAGUUUGUAACCGUGGGUUAGUAUGAGAACCGGGUUUCUGUACUCUUUGUAUCUCUUCUCAAGCUUCGUCCAGGGUUCAUUAUUUUUGUCUGCUGCCAUGUUGUCUCGCAUGCCUGCCCCCUCGCAUGCACGCUGCCCGCAUGCCAUGUGCCACGCCAUAGCCACACAGACCCCUCACUCGGGCCUCACCCAAGGCCAAACUCCAAACACAAUCAGAACCAGCCAAAGAAGCAUUCCUGGGCACAGGGCCGCCAGCUCGCUGCCUCCGGCAGGGACCGUGAGGGCUGCGUCCAGUCACCGCGAGCCCGGGCUCUUCCCAGGGUCUUGCAUUCAAGGGCGAUUACAUUUUAAAAAGAAAAACAGUAAAAUUUAAGAACAGAAACAACCCUUCACUUUAGAGGGUUUGCAAGCCACAAGGGAGAACACUGCUCUUCUUGAGACAGGGUCCCCUGCCGGCACUCCAGGGCCCCAGGGAUCCCUAAGUGGACAGCGGAGCCACAGACAGGAAGCCAAGAGGGCACAGCUUUCCUACAGGAAACGGGGUGCGUGGCAUGAGGGAGAAAGGGGGCUGCUGGUUUGAGAAUAAUAGAUUUGUAGAUUCUUUUCUGUCAAAACCAACACCUCCUCUUUCUGCCAGAAUCCGUCUCCCCUCUAGACACCUCUCUGGCUCGGGACCAUUUUUUCCCUGGAGACUGUCCCCAUCCAGGAGCUGGCGGAGCUCAGGGACUGCCUGCCUGCCUGCCUGCCUCUGGGUGGAGCUGCGGCUGUCCUCCCAUACCCAUCCUCAAAACUAACCUGCGGGGCCCUGGAGAAGGGGGCAAGAUGCCAAAGCGCAGAGAACGGCCUAUCCCCUCACUCUCACCAGUGUGCGGGCAGGGGCGGCGAGGCCAGGGCCCACUGCUUUUACAGGGCAAGGAGUGGUACUGGUUGGCAUCCAGGCGCUUAUACACCUGCUCUGCCACCAUGUGACCAGGGCCAGCUGCAGGCACCCAGGCACAGUGUGGCAGAGCCUGCAGGUGAGGCCCGCAGCUCCCCACCCCACGGCAGCACUGCCUCCGCCCACCUGCCUUUUUAAACACACCUGGGGACUCUCCCCACAGUCACGCAGGGAGGGUUGAGUCUGUUUCCUGACAACCCCCACUGGUCUCCCCUCCUCGCAGCGCAUUGACCUGUGCCCACCUCAGAGCCAGCUUUGCCCAGCAAGGCUGGGGAGCAUACCAGGACCCUGCUGGUGCCGGUGCGCUGACACUGUGCCUUGUCACCCACUGAGCUGCAAGAGGGACCAAGAGGGGGCCAAGCAGCCAGCCAGAGGCCAGGGCCUGUGCUGGGAGAGGACACUCCUGAGAGCCAUACCCACAAUGGCACUGGUUUGUCUGAACGUACCUGGCCGGGGUAGCGGCAAAGCUGAGGGCUUCAUGCCAGGAGUACUUCCCUGGCCAGGCCCCCAGCCCCACACCCUGGGUCCAGAGCCAGGAGGGGCUACUCACCACUGAGGGCACCAUCCCGCCUGGGCUCUGCUGUGUUGCUCCUCCUAGGGCCUGGCCUUCAAGGCCUUAGCUAGGCUCCAUGGGGUGAGAGGGCCCCUCAUGCCCAGGAAAAGCCAGGAAUCUCUGUUCACAAAGGCAGGGCCCACCUGGGCAGGCACGAGGCCUAGAUGGCCAUGGCUGAGCCCAGGACCUCAGGCUGCAGAUCGGCCAUGUGUCCAGAAGACAGCAGAGAGGCCAGGGAUCCUGAAGGAGACAAACUCCACGUAGCUUCCAGCCCUCCAAGGGGUUGCCUCCCUCCCAGGGCAGCUGGGUGGGGGCUGAGGCGCAGGAGCACGUGCUUCUCUCCCUACUCACAGGGCAGCCUUAGGCAAGUCAUACCUCCCUGUGCCUCGGUCACUUCCUGUCCUAACAAGGUCGCCUCUGCCCAGCCUGGCCCUGGUACUGACUCCCAGCUCCCCUUGCACCUCCCUCUGGUGCAGCCUCAGCGCUGAGGCCACUAUUGUCCAACCACACGUUUCAUAAAGCCUGUGGACUCCUGGGGCCAUGCACAAGCCAGACUUUUCCAUUUUAAUUUUUAAAAAGCAAAGACAAGAAGCAAUGGCAGGAUCUCAGAUUCUGUGGUGUUUGGCCUGGGAGGGACGGACACAGGAAUCACCUACAUCCCUAACCAAUGUCCCGUACCUGCCCCAGGCCCAGCUUUCUCCAGAGAAGCCAGGAGGUAGGGUCAGAAGGAAACGGUCAUUUUCAUUUGUCCAAACCACCUUGAGUUUUAAGUAUGAAUAUUAACCUUGAUGCUUUUUAACUAUUGUAUUAACUUGCUGAGAUUUAGAAAUACUGUUUUAAAAAAGAAAAAAAAAAACUUUUUUA